Messenger RNA from Mesocricetus auratus (golden hamster), 1681 nucleotides. RefSeq names its product bombesin receptor subtype 3 (gene Brs3). The coding region runs from base 165 to 1364 and encodes 399 amino acids. The transcript is spliced from 3 exons. Gene Ontology annotation, biological process: bombesin receptor signaling pathway. Gene Ontology annotation, cellular component: membrane. Gene Ontology annotation, molecular function: bombesin receptor activity. The record is from RefSeq and is a predicted model, not a curated record. NCBI's taxonomy places the organism in Eukaryota, Metazoa, Chordata, Mammalia, Rodentia, Cricetidae.
AACUGAAGGGAAGGAGUAGCCGGAUGUCUUGGGUUUUCUUUCCAUUCCGAUCUGUUCUGUUCUCCUGACAUCACCUCAUUACUAGACGUAGGCACUAGACGUGACAGUCAACUACAUCUGAACUGAGCAGAGAAGAGGUAGUGAAGGCAGAGAGUGCAGGAGACAUGUCUCAAAGGCAGCCUCAGUCACCUAAUCAGACUUUAAUUUCCAUCACAAAUGACACAGAAUCAUCAAGCUCUGUCGUUUCCAACGAUACUACACAUAAAGGAUGGACCGGAGACAACUCUCCAGGAAUAGAAGCACUGUGUGCCAUCUAUGUCACUUAUGCUGUGAUCAUUUCAGUGGGCAUCCUUGGAAAUGCCAUCCUCAUCAAAGUCUUUUUCAAGACUAAAUCCAUGCAAACAGUUCCAAAUAUUUUCAUCACCAGCCUUGCUUUUGGAGACAUGUUACUUCUGCUGACUUGUGUGCCUGUGGAUGCAACCCACUACCUGGCAGAAGGAUGGCUGUUUGGAAAGAUCGGUUGUAAAGUGCUUUCCUUCAUCCGGCUCACUUCUGUUGGUGUGUCAGUAUUCACGUUAACAAUUCUCAGCGCUGACAGAUACAAAGCGGUUGUGAAGCCACUUGAACGGCAGCCCUCCAAUGCUGUUCUGAAGACCUGUGCAAAAGCUGGAGGCAUCUGGAUCAUGUCUAUGAUAUUUGCUCUGCCAGAGGCUAUAUUCUCAGAUGUAUACACUUUCCGAGAUCCUAACAGAAAUGUGACAUUUGAAUCGUGUAACUCCUACCCUGUCUCUGAGAGGCUCUUGCAAGAAAUACAUUCUCUGUUGUGUUUCUUAGUGUUCUAUAUUAUCCCGCUCUCGAUUAUCUCUGUCUAUUAUUCUUUGAUUGCCAGGACUCUUUACAAAAGCACCCUGAAUAUACCUACUGAGGAACAAAGCCAUGCCCGGAAGCAGAUUGAAUCCCGGAAGAGAAUUGCCAAAACGGUAUUGGUGCUGGUGGCUCUGUUCGCUCUCUGCUGGUUGCCGAAUCACCUCCUGUAUCUCUACCACUCAUUCACUUACAAAAGCUAUGAAGACCCCACGGCCAUCCCUUUCAUCAUCACCAUUUUCUCUCGGGUGCUGGCUUUCAGUAAUUCCUGUGUGAACCCCUUUGCUCUCUACUGGCUGAGCAAGUCCUUCCAGGAGCAUUUUAAAGCUCAGCUCUGCUGCUUCAAGGCAGAGGUGUCUGAGCCUCCUCUUGGUGACACCCCUCUUACCAACCUCACUGUGAUGGGGCGCGUCCCUGGUACUGGGAGCACACAGGUAUCUGAAAUUAGUGUGACCCUGUUCAGUGGCUGUGGUAUGAAGAAGGGAGAGGACAAAGUUUAGCUUUUCCACUAAAAAGGUGGUGAUUUUUAGUCCUUUUGUGUGUAUCCAGCUUUAAGCUGUGCAUAGUAUGGUGUCUGACUUUUUGUUGUUAUUGUUUUGAAGUUUUGAGAAUGAAUUAUCCCUGUAAGUAAAAGACAGACCAUCGUUUUCUUCAAGGUGCAAACAGUAAUGCUUUUUGGGCUUUCUAAAUACAGUGAAGCCCACCAAGUAGAGAAAGGCAGGUUUUGAAAUGCCAGUCAACUGUGAAGAAUGCUGUAUAGGAGAGUUGGUAAAUGAACAAGAUAAAAGUUUAAACAUUUAAUUGGAUCCCUCCUCUC